Molecule: messenger RNA, 1488 nt
Organism: Fusarium keratoplasticum
Lineage: Eukaryota; Fungi; Ascomycota; Sordariomycetes; Hypocreales; Nectriaceae
Product: Aldedh domain-containing protein
Exons: 3
Coding region: 1-1488 (495 amino acids)
Molecular function (GO): aldehyde dehydrogenase (NAD+) activity
Source: RefSeq, a predicted model, not a curated record
AUGCCUACCAUCACCGUUUCAGGCGUUGGUGGUUGCCAAAUCAGAGUGCCAACGGGCCUCUUUAUCGACAAUGUCUUCGUUUCAGCCCACGAAAACGCCGUCGUGGACAUCGAAAACCCGUUCAACGGCCAAAAGCUGGGGUCCAUCUCCGCCGCUCAAGCUAUUGACGUCGAUAGAGCCGUCUCGUCAGCCAGCAAGGCGUUCAACGAGACAUGGCGUUCAUCUACACCUCAGCAGCGCCGAAAUAUGUUGAACCGCCUUGCGGAGCUUAUCGAACGGGACGUCGAUGUUCUCGCUUCCCUUGAGGCGGUCGACGCAGGAAUCCUCUAUCGAGACUCUAGCAAUAUGUUUGUUCCACAGGCUGCCGAGACAUGUCGCUAUUAUGCGGGCUGGGCGGAUAAGAUGGAUGGUCAAUCUUUAGAUAUUGCCAAUGGUAUGGCUUACACUCGGCGCGAGCCUUAUGGUGUCUGUGCUGCUAUCGUGCCUUGGAACUCGCCUUUGAUGAUCACACUCUGGAAGCUCGCACCAGCCAUCGCCGCCGGCAACGUCCUCAUUAUAAAGACGCCUGAGAACUCACCACUAUACGGACAGCGACUUGCAGAGCUCGUUGUGGAGGCAGGGUUUCCUCCUGGUGUCAUCAACAUUCUCUGUGGCAUAGGUUCAGUGGCAGGCCAGGCUCUGGCUGAGCAUCAAGAGGUUCGGAAGAUCUCCUUCACUGGAAGCGCGGCGGUCGGCCGCCAGCUCUUGGCCACCUCGUCAAAGACAAACCUCAAGAAAGUAAGCCUUGAGUUGGGUGGGAAGGGACCAAGCAUUGUAUUUGCUGAUGCAGACUGGGAAAAUGCCUUGUCUUGGACUACGGCUGGCAUUACGGUGAACAACGGUCAGAUAUGUGCGGCCGGGAGCCGUAUCUACGUUCAAGACGCAAUCUACGAUCGCUUCGUACGCGAAUUCUCGCAACGUUCCAAGAAUGCCAUCGCAGGCGAUCCAUUGCUGGCAGAUACAACCAAGGGCCCUCUCAUCAGCAAGCUACAAAAGGAACGGGUUAUGGAAUACAUCCGAAAGGGGCGUGGAGAAAAGGCCAACUUGAUUCAUGGGGGAGAUGACUCCGAACUACCAAGCAGCGGACACUUCGUUCCUAACACUGCCUUCUCCGAUGUUGAUCCUACCGCCUCCAUCAUACAGGAGGAGAUAUUCGGCCCGGUAGCUUGCAUCGCUCGCUUCAGCACGGAGGAAGAGGCUAUCGAGCUAGCCAAUGGAACAUCGUACGGCCUCGCGUCAGCUGUCUUCACAGAAAAUGUCAACAGAGCCAUACGAGUCGGCGAGUCUCUUGAGAGUGGACAGGUGACAGUCAACAUGUGGGGUACCGUCAAUGUGAACACGCCCUUUGGCGGCGUCAAGGAAAGCGGGUUUGGUCGGGACCUAGGCCGGGAUGCUCUGGAUGAGUGGACUCAUGUCAAAUGUAUCAAGUUUCAGGUUUCCAAACUGUAG